GGCACUUCAAUCGCUCGAAUCUCUUCUGAAAGUCCCGCUUCCUUCGUGCUUCUCUCUCUGGGCGUGUGACAGAGGCCGGAGCUCCAAUCAGCUUAAUAGCGGCACAUUCCAUCUUAAAAAUCAAUCCAGGUAACCAUUGAUUCAGCCUUUUCCGCAAUCAAAUCAAAUGUUUCGUCUAAUCUGCAUAAAGCUGCCCCAACAAUUAAGGCGCAGAGCUUCACCAAUAUGUCAUGGCUACUUGUUCUCAACUUCAUCUCUCAGACCCAUCUCAGAACUCCCUAAUAUCACAGACCCAAAAUCUCUUACUGUUUCCUUCCUCCGAAACUCGUGUGGGCUGUCCUUGGAGUUAGCUGCUUCAGCUUCCAAGAAGCUCAACAUUGAGAACAUAGAGAAUCCCAAUUUCGUUCUGGACCUGUUGAGAACUCACGGUUUGACGCAGAACCAAAUCGGACACUUAAUUAGUAGUCGUCCCUUGUUGCUUUCGGCUGAUUUAGGCAAAACCCUUAGGCCCAACAUCGAGCUGUUUAAAUCCUUAGGGUUUUCUGGCGCUAGCCUCGCCAAAAUGCUCAGCAAAGAUCCACGUGUGCUUCAGAGUGAUGCAUACACUGUGGUUGAGUUUUUUAGAGCACAUGGUUUCAGUGACGAGCAAAUAUCGACUUUGACCAUGAAGCGUCCGACAUUGUAUGUACUCAAUACACAGAAGAUCCUUAAGCCAAAGUUUGAGUUUUUUAAAUCUUUGGGCUUUUCAUACCUCGAAAUUGCAAAGCUUUUAUCCGCAGAGCCCUAUAUUUUAGAAAGGAGUCUCGAAAACCAACUCAUUCCUUGUGUUCAAGAGCUUAGGCGGAUUCUUGGCACUGACGAGAAUGUUUUAAAGGCGUUAAAGGCAUGCUUCUCGUUGAUUGAAAUUAAUGUGGAAAGGGUGUUACAGGCCAACAUAUCAAUAUUGCUAAGCCAUGGUGUUCCCAAUUCAUUAGUUGUUAAGAUCUUUUUGAUUCAACCAAGAUCGCUGCUUGUGAGGACUUAUCGAUUUAGUAAGAUUGUUAAUGAGGUUAUGAAAUUGGGUUUUGAUCCCAAUAAUCUACUAUUUGUUCUAGCCAUCCGUUCAAUGGCAGUGAUGAGUGAAGCACUGUGGGAGAAAAAGGUGGAAGCUUUAAGAAGUUUUGGUUUGUCAAAGGAUGAAAUUGAUUCAGCAUUCAAGCAGCAACCAAUGUGUAUGAUUACUUCAGAGAAGAAGAUCAUGAAAGUGAUGGGGUUCUUUGUGAACAAUCUGAAGAUGAAGCCUUCGAUGAUAUCCAAGAAUCCGAAUCUUCUACUGCUUAGCCUGGAGAAGCGGAUAAUUCCGAGGUGCUCAGUUCUGCAACUUUUGAUGUCUAAGGGGUUGAUUGAGGAAGAUACUAGCAUACUUCAUACGUUUAAAAUGACUGAGAAAACAUUCGUCGAGAAGUUAGUGGAAAAGUAUCAGAAUGAGGUUCCUGAUGUGAUUAGAGCGCACCAAGGCAAGAUAGAAUUUCAAGGGUUCCCCAUUGAUUUAAGAUUUUGACUACUUAUGAGAUCAUUGAAUACUUUGGGCCUUUCCAAAAGACCAUGAGUUCAGAUUGACUUCAUAUGUUGCCAAUAGGAAUAGAAACUAUUGAAUGUUGCCAAAAGACAGUAUAUAUAGUUUUCAAGUUGUAACAUUUUCUAAGAGAUGUAACCGAAAGAAUUUAAUGCCA
Messenger RNA from Juglans regia (Persian walnut), 1712 nucleotides. RefSeq lists its product as uncharacterized. Gene Ontology annotation, biological process: regulation of DNA-templated transcription; chloroplast organization. NCBI's taxonomy places the organism in Eukaryota, Viridiplantae, Streptophyta, Magnoliopsida, Fagales, Juglandaceae. The record is from RefSeq and is a predicted model, not a curated record. The transcript has a single exon. Bases 167 to 1540 code for a protein of 457 amino acids. Gene Ontology annotation, molecular function: double-stranded DNA binding. Gene Ontology annotation, cellular component: chloroplast.